Molecule: messenger RNA, 2760 nt
Organism: Caenorhabditis sp. 36 PRJEB53466
Lineage: Eukaryota; Metazoa; Nematoda; Chromadorea; Rhabditida; Rhabditidae
Source: the annotation of a GenBank genome assembly
AUGCGAAUCACCGAGCUCGUCGUCAAAGAGCUCAAGCUCACGAACGUCACAGAGCUCGAGCCGUUCGCCACUGUUAAUGGCGUCACCGUUGUCGAGUUGGAGGUGAGAAAAGAGGCGGCGCGACGCCUCGGCGUUUCGUGGUAAAUAUUUGAAAAAAAAACGGGGAUAUUUCAAAGUGAAUGCGCUCUGAAUUUGCAGCAAACGAGUUUCAGUUGCUUUUCAUUUGAAUUCUGGUAGAAUUUUCGAUCACAAUUUCCACUGAGCGCAUUCUCAUUGCAAUGUCACACGUUUCGCACUGAAAAUACAUGGUUUUUCAUGUUUUCUAUGAAUUUCAGUGCUGAAACGACACAAUUUUCGCUAAAAUUUCGUUGCCGCCGAAUGGGUCAUGUUGUGAAACAUUUCGAAAAUGAUAAGCAUGGCGUUGCAAACAAAUAUAAGGAAGGAUGCAUCACGGUCUCCCACGGCGCGAAUGAUUUCAAUGGGGCGCACUUGCAACAGGCGGGCUGUGUCGAUUUACGCGGCGGCCGAUUAAUUAAUUUUCAACGGGAGUUCGCGUUCUUUCCAUGUUUUCUGCACAAUACACCUAUUUUUUUGUACGCCUGGAACCUGGCGUCUCAGGUAAAUCGUUUGUAAUCGAGCUAGCUAACUCGCGUUUCUAACCGGACCUAAUUAGAUUGCUAAUUUACUGCGAUUAGAUUGCAAAUUCUUCUAACUGGACUGAUAAAUUUUCUAAUUAGACUGGCGAAGCUAAUUAGAUUGCAAAAACACUGAUAUUAGAUUCAAAAUUUAUCUAAUUAGAUUAAAAUUUCAGGCAAACCUAGCUAGAUUAUGUUUAGAUUGCAAAAUCAGCUAGUUUGAUUCAGAAGUCUGUAGCAAUCUAACUAGGUCCAGUUAGAAACGAGAAUUAGCUAGUUAGAUUAGAAACUAUUUGCCUGAGGUCGAAUAAUUAGAGCACUAGCUACGUUUUGGGAACAGAAAUCUCGCAUAUCGUUGAGAAUUAGCCGAGUUAUUUCGGUUUGAAGGUUUUGACCUGGAUUUUGAUGUUUUUCGAAUAGUUUUCGAAUACUGCUCAAGAAAACUAACCGCCGAAAAAUGAAUUUUGUAAAGAAAGAUUCAGCGAACAUUUUUAUCGUUCGUUGGGCUCAUGAAAUGCAAAAUGAGCUGAAAUAUAAAGGUUUCAAGUUUUGAGGAAAUGCUAAAAAGACGCUAAAAACAUGAAAACUCUAAAUUCUGUAAACAACGGUUUCCAGUCAGUAAAAUAUUGUUUUCUAGACGUUUUUCAAGUCAAAAAGAAAGAAAUAAAGGUCGUAAACUCGAAUUGAACUGCAUUUUCAGACCUGCAAAUUUUCAAAAGUUACAACGACACUCCGCAAUUUACGAGCGCACUGUGUUUAGCAUUAGCGCCCUGGGAGACCGUGCACGUUUCGCACUGAAAAUACAUGGUUUUUCAUGUUUUCUAUGAAUUUCAGUGCUCAAACGGCAAAAUUUUCGCUAAAAUUUCGUUGCCGCCGAAUGGGUCAUGUUGUGAAACAUUUCGAAAAUGAUAAGCAUGGCGUUGCAAACAAAUAUAAGGAAGAAUUCUUAAGAAUGCAUAGAUUUAGGUUUUACAAACGAGAAAGCAAACAAAAGAGCUGAAAAAGGUCAAAAGAGGAGAAAUGGAGACUGAUUGCAGGCGGCUGAGGGCCACUUCCGAGUGCAUUUGGUGCGCGAUUCGCAAUAUUUGAACGUGAAACUGGAGGAGGGCUCGAAACUGGCGGCCUACUACAAUUCGCUGUUCUGGCACGAGAUCUCGACGGCCAACAAGAUUGGCGUGCCGAGCGCGCGCUUCAAGACGUCGUUCCGCGUGAGCGACGGCGACGUCAAGCACUCGGUGUUCAUCACGCAAAUCGAGAAGACGGGACGGGCGCUUCCUCGAUUGGCGCUUCCGCAAUUGGAGCAAGUGGCUCGGCAGAUUGCUCUGCUGCAUGCGGUCACCGCGCGCCUCAACACGGCAGAAUUCGAGACGGCCGUGCAGGAGAACUACGAGAACAUCAAAGUGUUCCGCAAGAAGAUCAGAAAGGAGAUUGUGGAGGUGUUGGAAUUGGCGCUGACCAACGAGAUUUCGCAGUUUUUCGCCGAACCCACCAGGAUUCUGCAGAAAGUUGGCAUUUUGACACACCACCUGGAGCAUGCGCCGGUCGAAGAAGAGCGCGAAGCGGAGCAUGUGAUCACACACGGCCGCCUCACUGCCGACACGUGCCGAUUCGACGAGCAGGGGAAGCUGGUGGAGCUCACCGAAUGGGAGGUCGGUUUGCAAAUGUGUUUGAGCGUUGUGAGCUUUUUUUUGUUGUAAAUUCUAGAACAUCCACCUCGGAAAUCCAGUGGAAGACCUCGCAAACAUCAUCAUCACAUCCGCGAGCGGCGAAAUCCGGAGAAAGUUCAUGAAAGUGAGUGUCCAGAUGUGCUCCGACAAAAAUUCUUUUGAAGGUGUUCUCCGUGUACUUCUACACACUCAUCGAUCUCCGACCGCCCAACUACCAGCUGCCGGAUCUGAAGCGCUGGUUCCUCGAGCAUCAGGCCGAGCUCGUUGUGAACGGAAUCGAGGGCCUUCUGCUGACGCUCUCCGAAUCGUCGGACUUUGAGCUGAAGAGAGAAUCCGCACGACGAUGGGAGUCCGUGCUGAACGACGCCGUCGAUUUCAUCACCGGCAACUACGUGAGCGACGACGAGCAUGUGUUCCUCGCGCAGAAAAAGGACGAUGAAGAGGAGGAGGAGAAAUGA